AAUUAAAAAAUAUCAAAACUAAGUUAAUAAAAAAUAAAGAGAAUGACUACUGACCCAAGUGAGCAAGAACAAGAGUUAAUCAAAUAAUUAUUAGAAAAGAAUAUAGAAUGCAGAAAAUUAGAUGAUGACUUCUAUGAUUUUAUUCAAGAGUUAUAAGACUCAUCUUAAAUAGAUAUAGGUGAAGGUGGAUAUAACCAAAUGAAAUUAUGGAUAUAGCAAUUCUUAAAAUUAAAAAAUCUUACUUUUUACCCUAUUGAAGAAGAUAACUAGAAUAAUGAUAAUGUUGUUAAUGCUGCUGACAAUUAGAUUCCUUCUCCUCCUAAAAAAGAUGAAUCUCCUCAAGAAUAAAGGAACUAACAACUCUAAGUUGAAGAACAGAAAGAUUAGAGUCCAUCAAAAUCACCAUCUCAAAAUAAAUAGGUCAUUACUUACAAUACUACCCCUUAAAUUCAACCCUAUUAACAGACAACAAAUUAUCCUCCUUAAAAUCAAUAUAACAACCCUGAUGAGAGUUUGAUGAAUGCUUUAGAUUGCCUUGUAGCAGGAGGAGGAGACAAUGUAGGUGGAAACUUAAAUAAUUUCGAUUUUGAUGACGAUGAUAUUGACUUUUUCUAGCCACCACCAUCUAAUUAGGCUCAAAAGAAGAUUGAACCACCUAAAUAAGAAAUUCAUUAGCAUCCUCCAUAACAAAUAAAUACCAGCGAACAAUAGCAAUAGCAUUAAUCACAUCUCUAAUAACAACAACAAUAACCUUAAUAAUAUUAGUAGAAUCAAGAUAUAAAAUAGUAAUAGCCAUAAUAAGUGCAACCAAUUUAGUAUGCUCCCCAAGUUUAAUAAAAUUAAGUUCAAUAGAAUUAAUAGGCCCAGGUUUAGUAAUAGCAAUACCAAUAUCCUGUAGGAAGAAGUCAAUCGGAUGUUAUUCAAGAGCAAGAUAUAAGCAAAAAUGAUGCUCUCAGCAGGACUACAUUAGAGUAGAACAGUAAAAAAUCAUUUGGAUAUAACAGUGGUUAAAAUUAACCCUAGCCUAUUUAGCAAAACUAGCCUUAGCAAAAUAACUAAAAAUAUCCAGUUAUUAAUUACUAAAAUGGACCUAGCACACCUAUUGUACAACCCAAGUAACAAAUAAAUCCAGAUAUAAGUAUGAUGCCCGACUUUUAAACUCCUAAAAUGAUGAAUUUGACUUAAUAAUUUAGCGAUAUUUCUGUAAUAGGGAAUUCAGACGAGCCUUCUAAGUUUAUAACAACUGAAGAGCAUAUGAAGCUGAUUGAAUAGUUUGAAAAAUAGCUCCAAGAUAGAGAAUACUUAAAUGCAAGUUAAAUUGUUGAGUGCCAAAAAGUAGAAUUAAAUAAAAUAGGCAAAUUCCUCAAGACUUACCCUGAUAAGAAGCCCAAAGUCAUGAUUCAAAGCUAUAGAGUUUUGGAAGAAGGAUUCUUAAAGAAUAAUUUUGUCCUAUAUACAGUCAGUAUUACCGAAUUAGGAUGGACAUGCUAUCGUAGAUACAGUGAUUUCAAGAUUCUCAGAGACAUUUUUGAAAACUAAUUCCCAGGCUAUUUCAUUCCUCCACUUCCCAGAAGGACAAUGGCAAGAAAAUUCGAACCUGAGUAUCUUGAUAAGAGAAUGAAAAUUCUUGAAUAGUUUAUGGAAGCUGUAUUAGAAAGUGAACUUCUUCGUAACAGUUAAUAUUUGGAAGAUUUCUUAUUUAUCUAAGACGAAGCAAAAUAUAGAAAGGUAGCCACUAAUGUAAAAGAUGGACCUAUUGAAUUAAACUAAUUCUAUUCUAUUGACGGAAAAAUUAACUGCUAAAAUUCUACCAACUUUUAAACUUAUGGAGCAGCAUUUAGAAAUUACACUCAAAAUCUUACAACUUUAUAUAACAAAGCCAAGUAGUUGACCAAAGAAGUUGUUAAAAACCUUGAUGAUUCAUAAAGAAGUUUGAAGAAUCUCUCUGGAGUUUUUUUGGAUUUAAGCAAAAUUACUAACGAAUUUAACUAGCGCAAUAAAAUCGGUGUCAAUGAAUACUUAUAAAAGUAGUAUGAAGAAAAUAGCAAAUUCCUAAAUGAGUAUUCUGAUUUCCUAGAUAAGCAAUCUAAACUAUUUAAGAAUUACAUCUACCUUAAGAUGAGAUAUGAAAAAAAAGUUUGUGAGGUGUUUGAAGAAAUGUCUAAUAAACGCAACAAGCUGAUGGCUUCAUUUUAAGAUGCCUUUACCAAAAUUAAUUAAAAGAAAUAAAAGCUGUUUGACAAAAAAGACAUAAAAUAAUGGGAACUUCCUCCCAAUCUCCCAGUUGAUCAAAUGGCAUUGAUGUCUGAUUCUAAACUUGCAUUUAAAUAUAUGCUCCCUCGUGAAACUCAACUUGUCAAAUAGAUGAAUAAGAAAAUUAACUUCUUCAAUUCAAACUUGUUUUAUGAAACUCGUAAAUACUUGAAAAUCAGAGAAACUAAGAUAUCUAGUGACUUUAUUUAGUUUACGAUGGAGAAUAGUGAGUAUCUAACUCGAUUAAAGGAAUAUCACGACUAGCAUUUACAAAGAAUCCAGCAAGUAGUAAUUGACAGUCAAUAAAAUAUUAUAAGGCAGCUAGAAGAUGAUAGGAAAGUAAUUGACCAAUCAAUUAAUGGAACUUUCAUGACGGAUUAGCAGUGCUAAGUCAAAAAAGCUUGAACUAGAAAUAUAACAAAUCUUUUUGUUUAGUUACUUAGUUAAUUGAUUGAUUGAUUAGCGUAUUGUCUGUCUAGAUGAGAUCCUAAUUUAAAAAAAAUGAAUUUAUAUAUUUUCAUAACUCAAUAAUAAAUCCUUUUAAUUGUAAAAUAUUUAUUUAUGUUUUUAUGUGUAGAAAUUUUGAUUUAAUAUAUACUUGAAUACUGUUUUUGUUGAAAAAUAACAAACAAAUAUUGUAUAUUUUGAAAAGAAAGAUAAAGAUUAAGAUGACUCAACCUUAAAAUACUACUUAAAUCUUUACCAUUAAGAGAUAAAUAAUAUAUACUUAUGAUUUUAUUGAGUUUGAAGAAAAAAUUAAGGGUACAAAAUAAUGUUUAUGGAGAAUAAUCUAUCGAUGGUUUGCCUAAAAUAGCAAUAGAAAAACUAGAUGAUGAAAUAAAAGACUGAGUGCUAAAAUAAAUAGACAAAAUGCUUCAAACGUAAAAAAAUAAUUAUUAAAUAAAAAUGGCAAUCAAUAUGAAGAUCAAAGAAGGAAAAAUCUUUAGAUAAGAUAAACAGUACUAAAAGUGGAUUGUACAAUUCUAUGUUGAAAUUACAAAAGAAAAGAUGUAAAAGAAAGAUAAGAAGAAGAAAUAUCUAUCAGCUGUAAAGUAAGUGCCCCCCAGAGUUUGGCAAGAUACUAUUCUAAUUAAAUUUUUUUAAGAAGAAAAAUACAUCUUAUAAAUAGGUAACUUGUGAAAUAAAAUACGUCUUUUAAAUAUUUGUGAAGAAAAAUAAUAAAUACAAUAGCAAACAAAUAUUGUAUCUAAGAUAUUUUAAUAUUACUAUUUCAAAUAAGCCUUUUCUAUCUAGAUAUACUUGAGAUUAUUAAUUCUUUAUCAGAGGGUUAUAUUAAAAAUGCUAUAAAAUAAGUGUAAGUAUUUUUAAAAUUGAGCAUAUAUAUAGUUAGUUAUGUGUUGGUAG
Messenger RNA from Tetrahymena thermophila SB210, 3618 nucleotides. Its product is annotated as PX domain protein. Gene Ontology annotation, biological process: plasma membrane tubulation; endosomal transport; endocytosis. The transcript has 4 exons. Gene Ontology annotation, cellular component: cytoplasmic vesicle; plasma membrane. Lineage: Eukaryota; Ciliophora; Oligohymenophorea; Hymenostomatida; Tetrahymenidae. The annotation marks the transcript as partial. The record is from RefSeq and is a predicted model, not a curated record. Gene Ontology annotation, molecular function: phosphatidylinositol binding.